Aspergillus aculeatus ATCC 16872 is the source of this 1299-nucleotide messenger RNA. RefSeq lists its product as uncharacterized. Bases 1 to 1299 code for a protein of 432 amino acids. The transcript has a single exon. The record is from RefSeq and is a predicted model, not a curated record. NCBI's taxonomy places the organism in Eukaryota, Fungi, Ascomycota, Eurotiomycetes, Eurotiales, Aspergillaceae.
AUGGCGUCCCAGUCAACCGCACCAAACCGCACCUCGCCACCCGGCGAGGAGCAGGCAACCGCUACAGCUCCGGCUACAGCCAUCGCUAUAGGCCCCCUUACAGCCCCAGCAACACCAGCAGCCGCUGUCAACCCUAUGGCCUUCACCCCCGUGGGCCGCCCAUCCACCCCCCCAUCCCAAACCCUGCCCACCACCCUACCAACACCAUCCGCCCCGGCCUGUCGCAGGUACAGACUCCCCCAAACCCUCCUGGGCCACCCUUACCCAGCCCCCGAAACCCUCACCCAGAUCCUCCCCCAAGCCCUCACCCAAACCUUCACCCAAGCUCCCACCCAGACCCCCGGAGCCCCAUCAUCAUCAUCAUCAUCAUCAUCAUCAUCAUCAUCAUCAUCAUCAUCAAAGCCACCACCCACCCGCCGCGCGCGAAGACACCGACCCCUCCUCCUCCCCGCACCCCCACCUAGACCGCCACGACCGCCACGACCGCCACGACCCCCGCGAACCCCCCGAACCCCACGAUCCCCAGAGCCAACCGACCCCGAAAUCCUCGCUCUCUCGCCCGAGAUCCGCACCCUCCCCGCCAAAUGCCCCUCCGGCAAGGGCCCCGACGCCGGCAGCCCGAUCAGCUGCCUCUACAAGGACCCCGGGCGGUACAUCUGCAUGUCGCCGCUGGGCUGGGCCCGCCCCCACUGCCAGCGGGUGUUUUUGUCGCUGGUCUACCUCCGGCGGCAUCACCGGGUGAUGCACGGGCCCAAGACGCAGACCUGCGGGCGGUGCGGGCAGCAUUUCUACGGGAAGUUCUCCUGGGACCUGCAUCUUGUCCGGGUGCAUGGGAUUUCUUUGGGGGGGCCGGGGAUUGGAGAUCUGAAGGAGGAUGGGGAAGGGGUAAAGGUAGAGGUUGAGGACCCGGUCAUCAAAGUGGAGGAGGUGGAGGAGGAGGAGAUGGGGCUGGAUGGGGUGAGGAUGGUGGUUGAAGAACCUGAACCAGAGAUCAAAGUGGAGGAGUUGGAGGAGGUGGGGGAGGUAGAGCUUCAAGGUGUGCAGAAAGAGGAAGAAGAUGUGGACACUAACAGGGUCCAGAUUGAGGAACCAGAGAUCAAAGAGAUGGAGCUCGAGGAGGGAGAGAUCCUGGAAGAAGAGAUGGAUCUUGAAGAAGAUGGGGUUGUGAUCACGGCUGAGCAUGACGCGGCCCCGACUCCAAGGUUUUAUAACCCGAUCUACGGAUUUUAUCGCCCGACGUUCAGUGAGGAGACGCUGGACAAGGCCGAGGGUAAAGAGAUCCAGCCGGCUUGGCCUUAG